AUGCGUAGCAUAGGAACUAUUUCUGAAGUCUUGCCCUUACAAUCACUGAUACAUGCUUCCAUUGUGGAACACGAUUCUGUUCACAAUGACGGGGUUUUGAUGGGAAGAGCUUUGGCUGAAUCGGCAUUGGAGUUUGGAAGCAGUAACUAUGAUAUGGUUCCGGCUAAAGAGUCAUUGGUUAAGGAGAUGGUAAAGGUGGUCAAAGUAGAAGCUGGAGAUGAAGAAGAUUGCAUAAUAUGUUUGGAGGAGCUGGAGGUUGGGUUUUAUGCUUCUCAGAUGCCUUGUUCUCAUACUUUUCAUGUCGAUUGCAUCGUGAAGUGGCUGAAGCAGAGCCAUUAUUGUCAGAUUUGCCGGUUCGAGAUGCCAACGAAUUAG
This is a messenger RNA of Gossypium arboreum, 375 nucleotides long. RefSeq names its product E3 ubiquitin-protein ligase SIRP1-like. Gene Ontology annotation, cellular component: cytoplasm. The record is from RefSeq and is a predicted model, not a curated record. Gene Ontology annotation, biological process: protein ubiquitination. Lineage: Eukaryota; Viridiplantae; Streptophyta; Magnoliopsida; Malvales; Malvaceae. Gene Ontology annotation, molecular function: ubiquitin protein ligase activity. The coding region runs from base 1 to 375 and encodes 124 amino acids. The transcript has a single exon.